Myzus persicae (green peach aphid) is the source of this 3571-nucleotide messenger RNA. RefSeq names its product GATOR complex protein WDR24 (gene Wdr24). NCBI's taxonomy places the organism in Eukaryota, Metazoa, Arthropoda, Insecta, Hemiptera, Aphididae. Gene Ontology annotation, molecular function: protein binding. The transcript has 11 exons. The record is from RefSeq and is a predicted model, not a curated record. Bases 696 to 2984 code for a protein of 762 amino acids. Gene Ontology annotation, biological process: positive regulation of TOR signaling.
AUUGCCAUGGCCUGGGCUGGGUCGACGGCGAUCGAGCUGCGGAUGGACCACAAGUUACGGGGCAAGCGGACAAUUUCAACUCCUCAGGAAUUUAGAAAAUAUCCUAACGCAUUUCGUCAAGAUAAGCUUGGAUGUCGGGUCGUCGCACGCGGCACAAUACACGGACCACACGUCGUGACGUCGUCUGAGUUUCGGCGAUAUAAUGGUAAUAGUAAUAGUAAUAAUAAUAAUAUUGCGAAUACAACGGUAGACAGGCGUAAAACAAAAAUCGAAUAAAACAAAAUAAUAAUAUAUUUAUAUAUAUAUGCGCUUGCGUGUUUUCCCCGUUAUCAGUUGCGCCUCCUGGAGUGCCUGGACCGAUUGAUAAGGUGCGGUAGCGAGAGAACGAUGCGGUGCGCAUGCGUGACGACCAAAAAUCAAAUUUCCAUAGACUCCGCCACUGAGAUAAUCUGGAUAGAUAACAGAGUCAUUGAGUCAUUCCAACAGGCGGUAUUGAGAUAACGUUUCGCGGUUCCCAAACGAAAAACACGUCCUACCAUAAUCUUUUCUGUUUUUCAAACACGAUAUUACAUAAUAAUACUGACGUUUUUGCGUUUUGCGAGUUUAAUUAUUAUUUAUACAACUCAUCUGGCACGGCAAACGCUCAAGUACGACUCUCGACAAAUGCGUUUUCCAAGGCCCGACGACAACGUACGAUGACCGCAGUUGUACCCGCCGCUGCCGAAACCGCUUCCGCCUCCACCGUCGUUGCCGUUGCCUCCAACGGCAAGGGACACAUCUUGCACGACGGCCCUGCGUAUUCGUUGGCGCUCAACAAGGAGCACACUCACGUAGUCGUUGCCGGCAGAAAUGUUUUCAAGGUGUUUCUCAUCGAACAGGGAGGCUUUAAAGAAUGUGUCAACUUGCGCUGUGGGAAAACAUCGAGUGUACAGAGUUCGUCGAGCAUGGAUGUAGCUUGGAACCCGGCAGACGAUAACGUUUUGGCAACAGCUACUACAGGUGGUGCGGUAGUUACGUGGAACUUGAAUCGAUCAUCUAGGAAUAAACAAGACCACAUUUUUUAUGACCACCGGAGAACUGUUAACAAAGUUACAUUUCAUUGUGUUGAACCCAAUCUGUUGAUGUCUGGCUCUCAAGAUGGCACAAUAAAAUGUUUUGAUUUGAGACUUAAAGAAGCUCCUAAAACUUAUUCCAGCGAUUCAGAGAGUAUUAGAGAUGUUCAGUUUAGUCCCCAUAACAAUUAUGUAUUUGCUGCAGCUUCGGAAAAUGGCAGUAUCCAAAUAUGGGAUACAAGAAAGGCUGAAAAGUGUCUGAAUAAGUUUUCUGCUCAUAAUGGACCAGUAUUUUCUUGUGAUUGGCAUUCGGAACUUCAAUUUCUAGCAACUGCCAGUCGUGACAAGUCUAUUAAAGUUUGGAAUGUUACAAAUAAACCUAUUGCUGAAUACACAAUUUGCACUAUUGCCCCAGUCGGACGAGUUAAGUGGCGGCCUUAUCGUAGAUAUCACUUGGCGUCUAGUGCUUUAGUUCUAGAUUCUGCCAUUAAUGUUUGGGAUGUGCGCAGGCCUUACAUUCCUUAUGCAUCAUUUGCUAAACAUACAGAUGUAGCAACUUGUAUUGCUUGGAAAGGAGAUCCUUUUGUACUCUUAUCCACAAAUCGAGAUAGUACUUUGCAUCAAAAUUUCAUAAGUGAAGCAGACUUGCCCUUAGAGAGUGCAAACCAACAAGGAAUGGCUAUUAAUAGAGAUGGUGAUCUUGUAUUUUGUUGUCCGGUUAAUUUAAACAAAGUUGAAAUUCAAAAGUCUAAAGAAAGUUCUAGAAAGACUUCAACUACAACUAGCGGCGAGGAAGAAUUAAACACAUCAAGUGAGAUGAAUGUAUUCCGUGAUCCAAAAAUUAUCAUGUGUUUAUCGGAUGAAACGGAAUGUAUCCAAACGUGUGCUAUCCAAUAUAAACUUAUAGGAAGGUCAAUAGGAGAACUCUGUGACCACAAUGCUGGCGUUGCUUCCAGUGUUGGAAGAACAACUGUAUUUUUGUUUUGGAAUGUCUUACGAAUACUGUAUGAUCAUCGUGUGUCUCUAAUGGCUCUCAAAGAGGAUAUUAUGAGUAGCUCAAACAUUGAAAGCAGCUUUGAUGGGGACAACCAGAUUGGUUCUCUCAGUGAUGAAGAUGGUUUCAGAGGAGAUAAACCUUACCAGUUGGGAGAUUUCUAUUUUGGCAAUGCAGAAAUUGAUCCUUUAGAUGCUGAACAUGACCAAUUUGACUUCAUAGGCUUACAAAUGGAUAGCAAAACUGUAGAAGAGGAUAACGAUUGGGAAGUACCUGUAGAAUCGAUAACUUUAAGACAUGAAAUCAUACAUGAGCCAAUCGUUAACGAUCCCUACAUUCCUAACUCAGCGCCUUUGGCAAAAAAAUUAAAUAACCGCAUAACUUCUGCACCACUAUUGCGAAUAACAUCUCCAGCUAAAUUUGACAUGUGGAAUCCGUCAGAAAUUGUUGCCAAAGCUCUUCGCCACCAUGUUGAUGAAGGUGAUGUACAAACAGCGGUCUGCGCAUUAAUUGUUUUGAGUGAUGAAAUUAGAAGUGAACUAACCCAUCCCAGACAUCCCUGGCGUCUUUUACAUGGUGAAAUAGAAUGUUGGUGGUUAAAUUAUCUCGAAUUACUAAAAAAAUUCAAAUUGUGGUCCUGUGCUACAACAGUGAUCCAACUCUCACGCAUUCGUAGCAUAUUGCAAUUGCACCGUACUUCCACUUCAAUUAAUUUGACCUGUGGAUGGUGUUAUAAAGGUUUGACACGAAACAGCCGACGCUGUUACAACUGUCAGCAUUCUGAAUGUGCUAGGUGCGCAUUAUGUCAAAGGAUCGUCCGUGGAAUGUAUACAUGGUGUAGGGGAUGUGCACACGGUGGUCACAUUGGACACAUGAAACAAUGGUUUAUGGAGAAUAAGUUCUGUCCUACCGGGUGUGGACACAUGUGUGAAUAUUGAUCUCAAUACAAUUAUUAUAAGUAAUCUGAUGAUAAUACUGAAGCCUGAAGACUGAAGAAUGUUGUCGACUUCAACUACUCAUUUGAUCCAUAUUAAAAUAUGAAGAAAUGCGACGGAUUCAAAAGCAUAUUUUAAAGGGGCAGCGGUUGCCUUAUUGUUUUAUUAGGCUCUACAACACUACAAACCCACACGUCCUAUUUUCCCGUCAUGAAUUGUUUUUCAAACCAUACGAUUUCCUACUGAAAAACAAUCAACUAUUUUAUUACUACCGUCUACCAUCACAAUAGUUAGUAAAAAUGUGACUAAAAUGAUAUUGAAUAUUAAUAAUACACAUUAUUAUAGGAUAUUUAAUCAAUGCUGAUGUAUUUUCUUGCAUUAUCUUACUCGUACAUUUUAAUUUUACGGUGAAAAAUAUUUCCAGUACAGGUAGCAAUAUAUAUUUUGACUGUGUAUACGAGAUUUCCUAAGUCUACUUUUAAUACUGCAGGAAAACUAUUUGUUUUUUUUAACGUUUUACUAUACAUAUUCGUUAUGUAUUUAAGAUAAAUUGAUUUUAUAUUUUGUUAAUAAUUCUAUUUGGUUUUUGG